Molecule: messenger RNA, 1643 nt
Organism: Plutella xylostella (diamondback moth)
Lineage: Eukaryota; Metazoa; Arthropoda; Insecta; Lepidoptera; Plutellidae
Gene: Hel25E
Product: ATP-dependent RNA helicase 25E
Molecular function (GO): RNA helicase activity; nucleic acid binding; ATP binding
Source: RefSeq, a predicted model, not a curated record
UAGCAACACUGUGACUCACGCCGCCAUUGACGCCGAAACCGCCAUUGUUUUGUGAAAUUUAUUUUCAAAAUACAUUUCACGUGCUUAUUCAAGCUCAGUUUAUUUGAUAGAGCUAUAAUUAGCUUACAAAACUAAAAACAUGGCUGACAACGACGAUCUUUUAGACUACGAGGACGAAGAACAGGCGGAACAGCAGACCACCGAAGGGGCAACAGAAGCGGCGCCAAAGAAAGAGGUUAAAGGAUCCUACGUAUCCAUCCACAGCUCCGGUUUCAGGGAUUUCCUGCUGAAACCUGAAAUCCUACGUGCCAUCGUCGACUGCGGUUUCGAGCAUCCUUCUGAAGUGCAGCAUGAGUGCAUACCGCAGGCCGUACUUGGCAUGGACAUUCUCUGCCAGGCGAAGUCCGGUAUGGGCAAGACGGCGGUGUUCGUGCUGGCCACCCUGCAGCAGAUCGAGCCCUCGGAGAACCACGUGUACGUGCUGGUGAUGUGCCACACGCGCGAGCUUGCCUUCCAGAUCAGCAAGGAGUACGAGCGCUUCUCCAAGUACAUGGCCGGCGUCCGAGUGUCGGUGUUCUUCGGAGGAAUGCCGAUCCAGAAGGACGAGGAGGUCCUCAAGACGGCCUGCCCGCACAUCGUGGUGGGCACCCCCGGCAGGAUCCUCGCGCUAGUCAACAGCAAAAAGCUGAAUCUGAAACAUCUGAAGCACUACAUCCUCGACGAGUGCGACAAGAUGCUGGAGUCCCUCGACAUGCGCCGCGACGUGCAGGAGAUCUUCCGGAACACCCCCCACAGCAAGCAGGUGAUGAUGUUCUCCGCUACACUGAGCAAGGAGAUCCGGCCUGUGUGUAAAAAGUUCAUGCAAGACCCUAUGGAGGUGUAUGUCGACGAUGAAGCCAAGCUGACCCUGCACGGCCUCCAGCAACACUACGUCAAGCUAAAGGAGAAUGAGAAGAACAAAAAGCUGUUUGAGUUGCUAGAUGUGCUGGAGUUCAACCAGGUUGUGAUCUUUGUGAAGUCUGUACAGCGCUGUAUAGCAUUAGCUCAAUUGUUAACCGACCAGAACUUCCCGGCCAUCGGCAUCCACCGGAGCAUGACCCAGGACGAACGUCUGUCAAGAUACCAGCAGUUCAAGGACUUCCAGAAGCGUAUCCUUGUUGCCACCAAUCUCUUUGGAAGAGGAAUGGAUAUUGAACGAGUCAACAUUGUCUUCAACUACGACAUGCCUGAGGAUUCCGACACCUACCUCCACAGAGUGGCCAGAGCAGGAAGGUUUGGUACCAAAGGUCUAGCUAUCACAAUGGUAUCAGAUGAAGGAGAUGCGAAGAUCCUGAAUGAAGUUCAAGAUCGCUUUGACGUCAACAUCACUGAGCUACCUGAAGAAAUAGAGCUGUCAACAUACAUUGAAGGACGAUAGAUUUAAUAAUACCAUUCCCUCAUUACUUAACUUUUGUGGUAGUUUAUAAAAAGCAAGGUUUCAACUUGCAUGUAUGAUUGUGUUUUUGUUCACACGACCAGUUUGAUAAAGAUUGAUAAAAUCAACUAAGUUUAAGCUUUGUUUGUACACACAUGAUAAGUCCAUCUCAUGUCCAAAUACAUUAAUUCUAGGAUAAAGUUGAAUAAAACUGACAUUUGAUAUUGUA